Molecule: messenger RNA, 1383 nt
Organism: Acanthosepion pharaonis
Lineage: Eukaryota; Metazoa; Mollusca; Cephalopoda; Sepiida; Sepiidae
Source: the annotation of a GenBank genome assembly
AUGUGCGACUCUCAAUCUACUUUCCUUACUGUCUGGCCAGUUUUCUUCAUUAUUUCCUUCCUUUUUGCCUACAUACUUUUAUCCUUCCCUUCCUUCCUAGCAGCUUUCCUUCCUAACCGCUUUCCUUCCUUUUCUUUAACCACCCAAAUUCUUUCUUUCCUAACUUCCUUCCAUCCUUUCAGGCUAUCUUUCUUUCUUUUUUUCCUUCCCUUCUUUGCUCCUUCCUACUUGGAUAUCAAACUUUCCUGUCUGCAUAUUUUACUCCUCCUCUCUUUUCCUUCCUUCCUUGCAUUCCUUACUUCCUUGCAUUCCGCCCUUCAUUCCUUCCUUCCAUCCUUCCUUCUUUGUCCCUUCUUUCUUCCAUGCUCACUUCCUUCCUUGCCUUCCUUCCUUCUUGUCUUCCCACCUACAUUUCUUCCUCCUUACCUCCAUCCCUCCCUUCCUUCCUUGCUUCCUUUGCCUCCCACCCUCCUUUUCUCUCUCUUCCUUCCUUCCUAUCUACUUUUCUUCAUUAUUUCCUUCCUUCUUGCCUACUUACUGUCAUCCUUCCCUUCCUUCCUUGCAACUUUCCUACCUAGCCACACUCCUUCCUUCUGUUUAACUACUCAAUUUCCUGUUUCCCUUCUUAGGUGCUUCCUUCCUUCCUUUUUUCCUUCCAUCCUGCCUUCCAUUCAGGCUAUCUGUUUUCGGAUAUCUUCCUUGAUCUUGGAUUUCCUAGUUCUUCUUCCUUUCUUUGUUCCUUCCUACUUGCACAUGAAACAACUUUCCUUCCCACUUUGCUGUCUGCCUAUUUUACUCCCUAUCUCCUUCCCUUACUUCCUUGCGUUCCUUCCUUCCUUGCCCCCACCUCUUUCUUCCUUGCUUCCUUCCUUUCCUUCCUUGCUUAGUCCCUCCCUCCAUUCUUUCUUUGCUUCCUUCCUCCCUUCCUUGUGUUCCUUCCUUCAUUGCGUUCCUUCUUUCUUUACCUCUCUCCUUCCUUCCUUCCUUCCUUCCUUCCUUCCUUCCUUCCUUCCUUGCCCCCUCUUCUUUUUUCCUUUCUUCCUUUCCUUUCUUUCUUUCCUUUCUUCCUUUAUUCCUUCCUCCCUUCGUUCCUUCCUUGCCCCUCUUCUUUCUUCCUUGCUUCUUUCCUUCCUUCCUUCGUUCAUUCCUCCCUUCCUUCUUUCCUUUUGUUCCUUCCUUCAUUGUCUUCCUUCUUUCUUUACCCCUCUCCUUCCUUCCUUACUUGCCCCUCUUCUUUCUUCCUUGCUUCUUUCCUUUCUUCCUUUACUUCCUUCCUUUCUUUCGUUCCUUCCUCCCUUACUUCAUUCUUUGUGUUCCUUCCUUCAUUCAUUGCUGUCCUUCUUUCUUUGCCUCUCUCCAUCCUUUCCUUCCCUCCUUCCUUGA